This is a messenger RNA of Neolamprologus brichardi, 769 nucleotides long. Its product is annotated as protein CutA homolog. Gene Ontology annotation, biological process: response to metal ion. Gene Ontology annotation, molecular function: copper ion binding. The record is from RefSeq and is a predicted model, not a curated record. Lineage: Eukaryota; Metazoa; Chordata; Actinopteri; Cichliformes; Cichlidae.
GGGACAGGAAGAGUUACAGGAGGUUUCCUGUAGGGGUUGGGCAGUGACAGACUGCGGUUAGAAGACACAUUACAACAAAGGGGGAAAAAGCCUAAGCUUUGUGUGUCUCACCUGCUCAGGCAAUGCGCAUUGGUUUGCCCACAGCAGAGACACUACAGGGUGGAUCCUUUAAAGCUUUACUUUUGACAGUGCUCCUGAGCGUGUUUAUGUUCCAGCUGCUGAGGACCGUCGGACUGAGGGCCUUCUCCAUGGCAUCUGAGACGUACACAUCAGGCACGCACUCUGCUGCCUUUGUCACCUGUCCUAAUGACACAGUUGCUAGAGAUUUAGCCAGGGGUAUUGUGGAAAAGAAGCUAGCAGCUUGUGUCAACAUUGUCCCAGCGAUCAAAUCUAUAUAUGAAUGGCAGGGGAAGAUUGAGGAGGACAAUGAGGUGCUUCUGAUGAUCAAAACAAGAAGUUCCAAGGUACCCGCUCUUGCUGAAUAUGUCCGCUCUAACCAUCCCUAUGAGGUGGCUGAGGUCAUCAGCCUGCCUAUUGACCAGGGUAACCCGCCUUACCUUAAGUGGAUUGGAGACAUUGUUCCUGAGUAAAGGUGGACAGUUAGAUUAGUGGACGAAUUUUGGGAUGAUUGAUGGAUGUAAAAAAAUUAUGUAAUACAAAAGUUCAUUCUUUUCAAACACACCCCCAUUAUAAAAAAAACCCUGUCCAGAUUUGUAAUUAUUGUUACAAACUGCAUUAAAUGUUGGGAUUAAAAACAUGUUCUGAAAUA